AUGCACUCUCACCACUCGCACUCGGGACAGUACGUCCAACACGCUAAGGAUAGUCUUGAAGAAUGUGUCCAGGCAGCCAAGGACAAGAAAUUCGACGUUUUCUGUCUCACAGAACAUAUGCCUCGAUCCAGGGAGACCGAUCUGUAUCCUGAGGAGAUUGAGUCCAAAACUACUCCUGUUGAUCUCGCUAAGGUCUUUGACGAUUAUGUGAAACAUGCUCGACAGCUACAGAAGGAUAACACUUCCAACACAGAGAUUCUGGUGGGCUUUGAGUGUGAGUCUAUCCGAGCCGAGUGCUGGGAUCGAGCGGUUGAGCUCAAGAAGCACUAUGGUCUUGACCUGUGUGUUGGAUCUGUGCACCACGUCAACGGCAUUCCUAUUGAUUUCAGCCAGGGCCAAUGGUGCGAUGCUUCUGACUCUGUGUCCGAUAUGAUUGACGACCAGACUACUCCUGAACAUGCUCUCUACAAAAAGUACUACGAGAUCCAAUGGAACAUGCUACAGAAACUUAAGCCCGAGGUGGUUGCUCAUUUUGAUCUCAUUCGACUGUACUCCACCAUUAGAGAAGGCUUUGGAGCCACCGAGAACUACGUGCGAGAGAACUGGCCAGAUGUUUGGGACCAGAUCAUCAAGAACAUCGAUUUCAUCAUCUCCUAUGGAGGUUUCAUUGAGGUGUCUUCUGCUCCUCUUCGAAAGGGUUGGAAUACUCCCUAUCCCCGGCCUGACAUUUGCAAAGCUGUUAUUAACCGAGGAGGACGACUGUGUCUGUCAGACGAUAGUCACGGAGUAGCCCAAGUGGGACUCAACUAUAAGAAAACUCUCGAAUAUCUGGAGGGCCUGGGAGUCAAGGAUCUGUGGUUCUUGACUAAGAAGAGUGGCAAGGUGGAGGCUCAAAAGAUUGAGAUUGUGAGAGCCAAGGAGGCUGGUUUCUGGGUCUCCUGUUAG
This is a messenger RNA of Yarrowia lipolytica CLIB122, 945 nucleotides long. RefSeq lists its product as uncharacterized. NCBI's taxonomy places the organism in Eukaryota, Fungi, Ascomycota, Dipodascomycetes, Dipodascales. Gene Ontology annotation, cellular component: cytoplasm. The record is from RefSeq and is a predicted model, not a curated record. Gene Ontology annotation, biological process: L-histidine biosynthetic process. Gene Ontology annotation, molecular function: histidinol-phosphatase activity.